Oryctolagus cuniculus (rabbit) is the source of this 7920-nucleotide messenger RNA. The record is from RefSeq and is a predicted model, not a curated record. Lineage: Eukaryota; Metazoa; Chordata; Mammalia; Lagomorpha; Leporidae.
CUUAGUGUUUUACCAUUCUAUUUAACUAAUCCUUUAUUCUUAGUCCCAAAUAUCAAAAGUAUCAGAAAAUCUGUUCCAUUUUCUGACCCAAUCAGAACUUUACCGUAUCCAAAAGGAAUGGAUGAUGUGAAGUCAGGACUGACUGCCCAGGGAAAUGGAGACAUGUGGUAGAGGGAGUCACAGACCACGUGAGGAGAGUCCUGGCCACUGAAUUGGCUGUGGCUGGCCACACAGAAAGUGGAGGGGCUAUUACAGAGCCGCUCCUGGUGGGGUGCAAAUGUUAUGAGGAAAGCCGCAGGGGCAUUGUGGCAGGACCUCGGCCGGCGCGGUGGUGGCAGCAAGCACAGUGGCUGCCUUGGGACUUUCUGAGAGCUUGGGGGACUGAUGAGUGGUGACUCCAGGAGGGGAGGGAAUCCCUUAGCGCUCCCUCUCCAGCCUAGUCCUGGGGCCCAGAGGGAAAAGAAAGCCAGCCCUGGGGAGAGGGAGGGCUCUGAGAGUUUGGCUUAGUGCCCCCUUGUGGCUGCUCUGGCUGCUCUGCCUCACUGGGCACCCAGGCACCUGCCCGGGACCACGGGCAGAUGUGGGUUGGAUUUGGGUGACUGCACCAGGAAUAUGCUCUAGGAGCUGGGUUCGAGGGUCACAGUGUUGUGCUUUCUGUCCCUCCGGGGGGGCAAGCUGACUGCAUGUCAACGUGUGACCCUCCCUCCCCGCCAACAGCAUCAGAUCCUUGAGUUGCCACCUUAUACUCUUACCAGCCUCACAACAAAGCAAAGGAGUAGUUAGAGCCCUCAGCCCUAAUUUAUACUUAGGUGCCCGGGACUUGGACAGUGUAGAAACCAGAAUCUGAACACGUGUCUGUCCGAGUCCAGACCCUGUGGUUUAUUUUAAACCACUGUGUAUGAACAUCUUCUCAGAAGCAGUCAUACUGCUCUCUAGGGCGUUAGUGACCCAACAGUACGACUGGAAACAAGGCAGGCUCUGUGCUCCCAUUUGGGGAAAGUUAAUAUUUCACAUGCUCUCGAGAAUUUAGGAGCUUGGUAAAAACUUUCUAUUAAACAGGGAUUUUCUUUAAUUCCUUUUGUUUAAAGAUUUUCUCGUGAAACACUCUGUGUACUGUGCCUCCCUCUGAGACGUCAGUGGUGCCAGAGACCGUUAGGGAGUUUGUGUAAAUAGAGAGAAGGCCAAGUGCUGCCCACACAAGUAGUGAGGCAUGAGGCUGAGCGUGUGGAACGGUUUCAUCGUUGGCCCGGGGGGCUCCGUGCACUGUCAGGACAGGACGGUGCUGUCCCCAGGAGACAGUGACCAGCAGGAAGAGAUCAUCUUAAAAAGAUCAAUUUGCUAAGGAAAUAAAAGUCAGUAUAAACUACUGAUAAUGCGUAUCUUGAUGAUUUUUAAAAACCCGACACUUCCUAUAAAGGGCAGGAGUAUCUCGAGAGUAAAAUGCUUUGAAAUGUCUUUGAAAUGAUGGUUCAGUGCACGGGGUCAAAGGCUAGAACUGGUUCUCUUCAAGCAUUUCUUCAAGUGCCUCAUUUGUAUUUAGCAUUGUUCUGGGGAGGACUGCAUUAUAUUGACACAUUGAGAAAAAAUUACUUUUUGUUUUUCUAAAACUAAUAGGAGCUUAGGCAUUAUGAUUAAGGACCAAAAAGAGCCAAUGCCGAUGAAUGCCUUCUUUCUUUGGCUGUAAAAUUUAAUAGCCGCCACUGAGAGGUUUUUUUUUUCUUUUAAUCAGCAAAAAAUUUAUUUUGUCCUUGACAUUUUAUGCCAAAAAUCAACCUAGAGAGUAUGUUUUAUGGCCUGAGCUGAAUUGGCCUAAAGGUAGAGUUUUCCUAUGAGCAGUGUUCAUUGAGUUGGCUUUUUUGCAUAAGACAACAACCCAAUAUCAAUUGAUUAGGUUACCUUUUCGGUGUUUCAGAAGGAUAAAGAAAACUUAAACCAAGACAGCAGAAUGUAAUGGGAGAACUCUGUGAUUUUUUUUGAAGACAAGAUCAGUUCCAUUGGCCCAAUACUUCCUAGCUCUGUGACCUUAAGUAAAUUCUUCUCCCAGAGCCUUUUUCUUUGUUCAGUUGGGGAUCGUAACCAUGCCAGCGUCGUCAUGUUGUCAUAAUGAUUACUGCACCUAAAGAAUUCAGAACCGAUCCUUGGCACUUAUUGAAUAUUCACUAAAUAUUAGCAAGGCACAGCUAUAUGUAACUUCAAGCUUGCCUCGAAGAUUGCCUUCUUUUUUUUUUUUUUAAAGAUUUAUUUAUUUAUUUAUUUGAAAGAGUUACAGAGAGGCAGAGACAGAGAGAGAGAGAGAGAGAGAGAGAGAGAGGUCUUCCAUCCUCUGGUUCACUCCCCAGAUGGCUGCAAUGGCCGGAGCUGGGCCAAUCUGAAGACAGGAGCCAGGAGCUUCUUCUGGGUUUCCCACAUGGGUGCAGGAGCCCAAGGACUUGGGCCAUCUUCUACUUCUUUAACAGGCCAUAGCAGAGAGCUGGAUCAGAAGUGGAGCAUCCGGGACUCAAACUGGUGCCCAUAUGGGAUGUGCUGGCACUGCAGGUAGCAACCCCACCUGCUAUGCCACAGCACCAGCCCUGAAGAUUGCCUUCUUAUGAUCCAACGGUGGUCGGGAAACAGAGCUGUCCGUCACUGCUGAGUUAGUGCCUACCUCAUCAUGGAACAUUUCAAGUGAACUCGACAAAGAUUCUUACCUGACGCUGGAUGAACCAAUGAAUAACAUCACCACAUCCCUGGGGCAGACCGCAGAGCUGCACUGCAAAGUCUCUGGGAACCCACCUCCCACCAUCCGCUGGUUCAAAAACGAUGCACCAGUAGUCCAGGAGCCCCGAAGACUCUCCUUUCGAGCAACCAACUAUGGCUCUAGGCUGAGGAUUAGAAACCUCGACACCACGGACACGGGCUACUUCCAGUGUGUGGCAACAAAUGGCAAGAAAGUGGUUUCUACCACUGGCGUCUUGUUUGUCAAGUUUGGCCCCCCUCCCACUGCAAGUCCAGGAUCCUCAGACGAGUACGAAGAAGAUGGAUUCUGCCAGCCAUACAGAGGCAUAGCGUGUGCAAGAUUUAUUGGCAACCGCACCGUCUAUAUGGAGUCUUUGCACAUGCAAGGAGAAAUAGAAAAUCAGAUCACGGCUGCCUUCACCAUGAUUGGCACCUCCAGUCACUUGUCGGAUAAGUGCUCUCAGUUCGCCAUUCCCUCCCUGUGCCACUACGCCUUCCCCUACUGUGACGAGACCUCCGCUGUCCCAAAGCCGCGCGACCUGUGUCGCGAUGAGUGUGAAAUCCUGGAGAACGUCCUGUGUCAGACGGAGUACAUCUUUGCAAGGUCCAAUCCCAUGAUUCUCAUGAGGCUCAAGCUGCCCAACUGUGAAGAUCUCCCCCAGCCCGAAAGCCCGGAAGCUGCCAGCUGCAUCCGGAUUGGAAUCCCUAUGGCAGAUCCUAUAAAUAAAAAUCACAAGUGCUAUAACAGCACAGGUGUGGACUACCGGGGGACUGUCAGUGUGACGAAAUCAGGGCGCCAGUGCCAGCCCUGGAAUUCUCAGUACCCCCACACGCACACCUUCACUGCUCUCCGCUUCCCAGAGCUGAAUGGAGGCCAUUCCUACUGCCGCAACCCAGGGAACCAGAAAGAAGCUCCCUGGUGCUUCACCUUGGAUGAAAACUUCAAGUCUGACCUGUGUGACAUCCCAGCAUGUGAUUCAAAGGACUCCAAAGAGAAGAAUAAAAUGGAAAUCCUGUACAUACUGGUGCCAAGUGUUACCAUCCCCCUGGCCAUUGCCUUACUCUUCUUUUUCAUUUGUGUCUGCCGCAAUAACCAGAAGUCAUCGUCACCACCAGUCCAAAGGCAACCAAAACACGUCAGAGGUCAAAAUGUGGAGAUGUCAAUGCUGAAUGCUUAUAAACCCAAGAGCAAGGCUAAAGAGCUGCCUCUCUCUGCUGUACGUUUUAUGGAAGAAUUGGGUGAAUGUGCCUUUGGGAAAAUCUAUAAGGGGCAUCUCUAUCUCCCAGGCAUGGACCAUGCUCAGCUGGUUGCUAUCAAGACCUUGAAAGACUUUAACAACCCCCAGCAAUGGGCAGAAUUUCAACAAGAAGCCUCCCUGAUGGCCGAACUGCACCACCCCAAUAUCGUGUGCCUCCUGGGGGCUGUCACGCAGGACCAACCCGUGUGCAUGCUUUUCGAGUACAUGAACCAGGGGGAUCUCCAUGAGUUCCUCAUCAUGCGCUCCCCACAUUCCGAUGUUGGCUGUAGCAGUGACGAGGACGGGACGGUGAAAUCCAGCCUGGAUCAUGGCGAUUUUCUGCACAUUGCCAUUCAGAUCGCAGCCGGCAUGGAAUACCUGUCCAGUCACUUCUUCGUGCACAAGGACCUGGCAGCUCGCAACAUCUUAAUCGGAGAGCAGCUUCAUGUCAAGAUUUCAGACCUGGGACUUUCCAGAGAAAUCUACUCUGCUGAUUACUACAGGGUGCAGAGUAAAUCUUUGCUCCCCAUUCGCUGGAUGCCCCCGGAAGCCAUCAUGUAUGGCAAAUUCUCUUCCGAUUCCGAUAUCUGGUCCUUUGGGGUGGUCUUGUGGGAGAUUUUCAGUUUUGGACUCCAGCCGUAUUAUGGGUUCAGUAACCAGGAAGUGAUCGAGAUGGUGAGAAAACGGCAGCUCUUACCAUGCUCCGAGGACUGCCCGCCCAGGAUGUACAGCCUCAUGACGGAGUGCUGGAAUGAGAUUCCUUCCAGGAGACCGAGAUUUAAAGAUAUUCACGUCCGCCUCCGCUCCUGGGAGGGGCUCUCUAGUCACACCAGCUCGACAACUCCCUCGGGGGGGAAUGCCACCACGCAGACCACCUCCCUCAGCGCCAGCCCAGUGAGUAACCUCAGUAACCCCAGGUACCCCAACUACAUGUUCCCAAGCCAGGGGAUUGCUCCACAGGGCCAGAUUGCGGGUUUCAUUGGCCCACCGAUACCUCAGAACCAGCGCUUCAUCCCCAUCAAUGGAUACCCGAUACCUCCGGGAUAUGCAGCGUUUCCAGCUGCCCACUACCAGCCCCCAGGUCCUCCCAGGGUGAUUCAGCACUGCCCGCCUCCCAAGAGCCGGUCUCCGAGCAGCGCCAGUGGGUCCACGAGUACUGGUCAUGUGACCAGCCUGCCCUCGUCAGGAUCCAAUCAGGAAGCAAAUAUCCCUUUACUACCACACAUGUCAAUGCCAAAUCAUCCCGGUGGAAUGGGGAUCACCGUUUUUGGCAACAAGUCUCAGAAACCCUACAAAAUAGACUCCAAGCAACCAUCUUUGCUAGGAGACUCCAAUAUUCAUGGACACACCGAAUCUAUGAUUUCUGCAGAACUGUAAAAUGCACGACUUUUGUAAAUGUGGUAUGCAGGACAAACUAGGAGGCCAUAGAGAAGAUUUAUAUUCAAAUGGUUUUAUGAAAGUAAGGUUCUCAUUUAGCAGACAUUGCAACAGGUAUCUUCUGUGAAGUUUAACUGUGUCAUACGAAGCAGGACAGCCCCUAGCCAGAAACCACCACCAACAACCACAUAGAGGGAUGUACACUCCAUCGGGGUACCUGAUAAGGCACUGGGAUUGGAACUUACAGUUUCCGGUACUGAAAACUGCAAGCCAGUGGAGAGGAAAAGAACCUUGUGAUUUGAUCUCCAACCAAAAAGGAAAGUCAAAUGGUGCUUGGUGUAUUUGCCUUCAGUGGCCACGACUGGUCUCUCCCCCAAAUGUAUAUACAGUAGCAUUUGUCUACCUGCUGUCUUUUCUUCAGGACAGAUGUUCAGGAAUUGUAUUGUUUCAUUGUAGACUCUAUGCAUGUUUGUAAUGGAAGCAACGUUCAGAAUCAAUGAGGCAACUUUAGGCCAAAUGGAAAUGAGCCAUAGACAAGUCUAGCGCCCCCUGGAGCCUUACCUAGGGGAGCUUCUUCAGGAAGGUGCAGGGUGUGCCUCUUUGUGAACUUCCUCCUCUGAUCAUGACAGCCCGGUCCACAUUUUCCCUGUUCACAGAGUGUUUACACAAGUCUUUGAAGUAACACAGGGCAUUAGACCCUGAGAAGGCUAGAUGUGGAUGCUGGGAUUGGUGAUUGCCAGUUCACUUCGCUGCAUUAGGGAUGAGGCACCCACGGAAGCACAGGAAAAUGGCACCUCACCCUCCAGGAGCACUCAUGGGAGCAGUACAAAGUUUCCCCAUAGGGACAGCCUCCACAGGAGCUUCCCUGGACCAGUAACAUUGAAAACCAGAGGUGUGGCUGCGCACAAGCACACCCUCACCCUGGCAACCCCUGGGUUUACAAGUUGUCCAAGGUGUUGAUGCUUGAUGCUUAUUAUCAUCAAGGGACACAAGCAAGUAGAAAUCCCUAUGAUGAUACCAAUAGCUACUAAAUUCCAAGUCUCUCUCACUUGUUUUUUUCUGUCUUGGAAAUAAUUCAGAUUUUAUUCCAGCCCCAAUAAAUGUAACACUUUAUUCAUAAGGUUAGUUGGCAUCCAAAGAUAAUGAAUUCUACUUUGCAAAACUUUACAGUAUUUCUUUUUAAAAAUGUACUGAGUUCUCAUUUCAAAGGUUACCAAGAACUGAAUUCCUUCAGCUGGUAAAAUAGAAGCAACCAGAUCAUGUUUGCCUGCAUUAGAAGGAGGUAUCAAAUGUGCAUCUUCUGGCAUUUACCUGCCAACUAUCUUUUGCCAAGUUUAGAAUUCUUGUGGGUUUCAAGUUCUAUUUAGAAAGGAAUUUUAUAUUUGAUUUGUCUCUGGUUGAAAAAAUAACUCCUUUAUUCUAAGAACAAUGUCUCAAAGCCUUGUUUUUAUUUUAAAGCUAUAAAAGUCUCACAAAGAGACUUUCAGGAUGUAAAGUAAUUCUUGAAAAUGAUAUUUGAUGAGGAGAAUGUAAGAGAAUUAGAAACACGUUGAUGUUUCUAUUUUUAAAAAAUAAAACUAGCAUGAGAAAUCAAGGAAAUAUGUUUACCAAAAUGUGUUGUAGAAAUCUGAAUCUUCAGACAACAAACAUGAACUUAUAGGUACUGUGAACUCAAGGAAUUGGGUGCAUCCAGACUUACUGGGAGAUAAAUUAAGACAUACUUUUGUGGCCUAAAUAAGCUGACUCAGAAGUGACAUUUCUUAACUUUAGGUAGAGGAGAAUAUUUGUAUCCUUUUGUUGCUAUGCAACUGUUUAAUGUUGAAGCUUCAAACCACAAUUUUGUAUAUCAUAUGACAAUCAAUUGUUUUCCAAGAAUAUUUAUUAUUUUAAAUAAACACAAUUUCAGUGAAUCUGAGUUUUUCCAGGAGUCCCUUAAAGGGAAAUUAGCAUUCCAUGAGCCAGUAAAAUACUCACGCUGGAAAAACAUUAUUACGGUUAAGAAAUAAAUCCAAGUUAGUUUUUUAUAAAGAACUAUAUAGCAUUUAUUUUAAACAUUUUAUAAUAAUGGAAAUCAUUAGAGUGAGGAAACUAAAUUUCGAAACCACUUGUAAUAAUGUGUUUUAUAAUAGCACUGUGAUACUACACGACACAGUUCCUUUUGUAUUAAAAUAGUAUUUUUUCACAACCUGAAAAAUAUCUUUUGCUUUGCUGACAAUGUUUUGUAAGAUGACUUUAUUUUCAGAUUUUUUUCUUUGCACAAAACUAUGUUUAUGGUUUGUAUCACAGAAGUGAAAAUAUAUCUCUGCAUUUUUAUAUCUGGCCUGUUUCCCUGUUUUCUUUGUUUUUAACUCAAAAUAGAUUUUCUUCAAAUAUAUAAUAGCAACAUUCAGAUAUCUCACUCUACCAUAUCUUUCCUAUUUUCACUGCAUGCAUUUAAUCGCUGUAUUACUUAAUGUUUGAUUUGUUAUUAUGGUGGGCAUUUCAAAUAGACAAGCAUGGAAUUGUAAUGACAAAAAGGCUAUCUUAUACUGAGGAUAUAUUGCAUUUGUACUUCACACACCAGAGAUGAUAUUAAACACUGAUUAUUGUA